This is a messenger RNA of Pseudocercospora fijiensis CIRAD86, 1521 nucleotides long. RefSeq lists its product as uncharacterized. The transcript has a single exon. The record is from RefSeq and is a predicted model, not a curated record. Gene Ontology annotation, biological process: proteolysis. Gene Ontology annotation, cellular component: fungal-type vacuole. NCBI's taxonomy places the organism in Eukaryota, Fungi, Ascomycota, Dothideomycetes, Mycosphaerellales, Mycosphaerellaceae. Gene Ontology annotation, molecular function: metalloaminopeptidase activity; zinc ion binding. Bases 1 to 1521 code for a protein of 506 amino acids.
AUGGCUGCUGUAACAGGCGAAAUCAGCGACCUGCUCUUGGCCGAAAAAGAGAAGCAGACGCGGUUCCCACAGGCAACGCGCGAGAAUGCCGCGAAGUACACCAAGCCGUUCUGCGAUUUCAUGACUAAUAAUCCUACUGUCUUCCACGCAGUCGAUGCACUGAAGAACGACCUGAAAGAGCAAGGAUUCACACAGCUCAGCGAGAGAAACUCGUGGGAUAUCCAGCCUUCGGGCAAGUACUUCGUCGAUCGCAAUGGCUCGUCGCUCAUCGCAUUCGUCGUCGGUGCAAACUACGAGCCAGGAAAUGGUACUGCCAUUCUUGCUGGUCAUGUCGAUGCUUUGACGGCAAAGCUGAAGCCAGUGUCGCAAGUCCCGAACAAGGCAGGAUUCCUCCAGCUCGGUGUUGCUCCAUAUGCAGGCGGCCUCGGUAAGACUUGGUGGGACCGCGAUCUGGGAAUUGGUGGUCGUGUACACAUCAAGGAGGGUAGUAAGAUCGUCACUAAGCUUGUCAAGCUGGACUGGCCCAUCGCCAAGAUCCCAAGCCUGGCAGAGCACUUCGGCGCGCCUGCACAAGGACCAUUCAACAAGGAAACCCAGAUGGUGCCAGUCAUAGGCCUUGACAGCAGCGAUUCGCAAAGCAAGAUGGUGGAGCCGCAUGUCGAGCCGUUCAGCCAGCCCUCGCUUCUUGGCCGUGCUGACGGUUCGGUGGGUAGCUUCAUCAGCACUCAGCCGCCGGCUCUUGUCAGCGCUAUCGCCAAGGCUCUCGGCUUGAACACCAGCAGCUACGCGAACAUCGUGAAUUGGGAGCUUGAGUUGUUUGAUGUCCAGCCGGCCACUCUUGCGGGUCUGAACAAGGAAUUCAUCUCUGCUGGACGAAUCGAUGACAAACUCUGCUCAUGGGCUGCACUUCAAGCAUUGAUCGAAGCCCAAAGUGACACCAAUAGCAGCUCCAUCAUCAAGGUUGUCGGUCUCUUCGAUGAUGAAGAAAUUGGAUCUCUGCUUCGACAAGGUGCAAAGGGCAACUUCCUCCCUAUCACACUGGAGCGUGCUGUGGGAUCUUUGGCUGGACACAAGCCAGACUCAGACCUGAUGGGAAGGACCAUGGCUAACUCAUUCAUGGUCUCAUCAGACGUGACGCACGCUGUGAACCCCAACUUCCUAGGCGUCUACCUUGAGAACCAUGCCCCUCACCUCAAUGUCGGUGUUGCGAUAGCAGCAGACUCCAAUGGACACAUGACGACCGACUCUAUAUCGACCACCAUCCUGAAACGAUGUGCCGAUAAGGUCGGAGCACAGCUACAGGUCUUCCAGAUCAGGAACGACUCCCGGUCUGGAGGCACAGUCGGGCCUAUGCUUUCGUCGGCGCUUGGCGUGCGAGCUAUUGACGCCGGUCUGGCACAACUGAGUAUGCACUCCAUCAGAGCCACUACUGGUGCACUUGACCCAGGCUUUGGCGUGAUCAUGUUUCUGGGUUUCUUGAAUGGCUUCGAAGCUGUAGACAAAGAGUUGCAAGACUCGUAA